This is a messenger RNA of Brenthis ino (lesser marbled fritillary), 540 nucleotides long. NCBI's taxonomy places the organism in Eukaryota, Metazoa, Arthropoda, Insecta, Lepidoptera, Nymphalidae. The record is from the annotation of a GenBank genome assembly.
AUGAUGGUCAAGUCUAUCCUUUUGUUCUGCGCUCAAGCGCUAAUGAUCCAAUCAAUUGCUGGAUACUGUACUGGCUCGCGCUUUGAGUUUGCCACUCCCUGCGGGGGUUCUUGUGCAACCGCUGGAAGUUUAGCUGGCCCCUAUGGUUUUGGUCCAUACGGACUUGCCGCUGGUCCAUACGGACUGGCUGCUGGUCCAUACGGACCUGCUGCUGCCGCCGCUUCCAAUGGGGGUGCUCUUCCAACAUCUAGCACCUCCUUCACUCCCGCAAGUGGAGUUUCCCUUGUAUCAGAAAAUGUUUACGAAGGAUGUCUAUCAGCCUAUGGAGCUUUGCCUUUCUUGGGAACUGUAGCAUUGGAAGGUGCUCUGCCAACUGCUGGUGCCGGUGCAGUUGCUUUCGGUGCGGGUAACGGACAAGUCGCCAUGUUGAGGGAAGAUAUCGGUGCCACUUGUGGUGCUGGUCCAUAUGCUUUCGAUGCUCUUGGCUAUGGCGCUGGACCUUACGCUCGCGCUGGAUGCGGCUGCGGCACGUUCAUUUAC